AUGAAGGAACUGGAUCUCGGUGGCGGCGGGACAGCAUACUACACCUACGACUCGACAGGCCAGCGCAUUCGAAAGGUCAUUGAGAAGGGACCGAACCUCACUGAAGAGCGUCUCUACUUGGGAUCCGUCGAGUUCUUCCGCAAGAAGUCUGCAUCCGCGUCCUUCGAACGAGAGACGCUACACAUCCUCGACAACAUGAAGAGAAUCCCUCUAGUAGAAACGCGAGUAGAAGACACAGCUGGUACCGACCGCGCUCCACCGCAACUAAUCCGCUACCAAAUUUCGACAGCCAACGGCUCCAGCGUCAUCGAGCUCGAUGAUGAAGCCAAGACCCUUUCAUACGAGGAGUAUUCACCCUAUGGAAGCACAACCUAUCAAGCCUCUAUACCCACCCUCGAAACACCAAAACGCUACCGCUUCACCUCCAAAGAACUUGACGAAGAGAGCGGCCACUCCUACCACGGAGCACGCUGCUAUGCGCCCUGGUUAGCCCGUUGGAUCAACGUGGAUCCUAUCGGCACCGGAGACGGGUUGAAUGUGUACCUGUACUGCCACGCAAACCCCAUCGGACGCAUCGACCCAACCGGAAAUGCAGAUAUUCCUGACGAGUCCUUUGCUAGCUUUGAUCCGUUGAUGAGCUCGAUUGAUAACAGCGAUUUUGGAAAGUCACUUAUUACGCCCCGGCCUGCGCUCACGCCGUUGGCAACGCCAAUGUCAAAACAGCAAGCGCGAGACUAUGGAAACACGCAAGCAGCACGGCAGCGCGCCUAA
Messenger RNA from Macroventuria anomochaeta, 771 nucleotides. RefSeq lists its product as uncharacterized. The transcript has a single exon. The record is from RefSeq and is a predicted model, not a curated record. Bases 1 to 771 code for a protein of 256 amino acids. NCBI's taxonomy places the organism in Eukaryota, Fungi, Ascomycota, Dothideomycetes, Pleosporales, Didymellaceae.